Molecule: messenger RNA, 3005 nt
Organism: Hippocampus zosterae (dwarf seahorse)
Lineage: Eukaryota; Metazoa; Chordata; Actinopteri; Syngnathiformes; Syngnathidae
Gene: rrn3
Product: RRN3 homolog, RNA polymerase I transcription factor
Exons: 17
Coding region: 263-2083 (606 amino acids)
Biological process (GO): transcription initiation at RNA polymerase I promoter
Cellular component (GO): nucleus
Molecular function (GO): RNA polymerase I core binding; RNA polymerase I general transcription initiation factor activity
Source: RefSeq, a predicted model, not a curated record
UAGGACACGCUAAAAGCAUCAGAAGAAGAAGCUCUCGGAUGUGGAGAGGGAUUGUCCAUGUGGUUGUUUACUUUUAUGUAAGACGUUUACCAUCGGAAUAUAGUAUAUCUUUUCCAUAAGCAAGAAAUAUGAUUAUUCGCAGGUAAACAGUUUUUGCUUUAGCGAUAUUCACGAAACCGUGUCAUGAUUUCUUCCGGCUGCGGUAAAAUACGUAUUCGAGAAGCUAACCCUGCAUCGCUAAGCCUUCAUUUAUCUCGAAAGCAUGGAGAUAGAAGAUCGAGAUUUUCUGAACUCCCCGCCUUUGAAAACGGUCAGAUUUGGCGGUAGUGUUGUGGAAACUUUAGCCAAGUAUAAACGGGGAGACUUGAGUGACUAUGAACUACUGAAGCAUCAGCUGGCGGACCCUGAGAUUAAGGACGCACAGAUUAUUACAUGGCUACAAGAAUUUCGGAAUUGUGUCGCUCAGCUCACCAAAGACCAUGAACAACUCAUCUAUACUAUCUUAAGGGUUCCCUGGGUGGGUCGGAGCCAAGCAGUGGUGGAGGAGUACAUGGCUUUCCUCAGUAAUCUGGUGUCGGCACAGACGGUCUUCCUAUGUGCAUGUCUCAAAAUGAUCGUCGCCCACUUUACACCCAAAAAAGUUGCGAUCUGUGAAGGAGGAGUCGAGAUCUCAGAUUCAGAAGAUGACGAUGAAAAUCUCCCCAGAAAUUUCAACCAGUGCCAUCAGGCUUUGCAGCUCAUCACCAGAUAUGUCCCAUCAACGAGUCACUUUUUGGUGCCUAUUUUGCAAGACAGCUUUCCUUUCGUUCAAAAGUCCUCCAGAACUCUGGAAUGUUACGUCCACAACCUUCUGACUGUGACUUCGUACCUACCAACCAUUCAACGAGACGUGCUCGAGAUCAUUGUUGGACAGAUGCUUAAACUGGAUGUAAGUGCAUCCCGCUCAGAUAUUGAAGAGGCCGAAGAGAACUUGUCACAAAGCCAGCAGGCAGGCAACUGUACUGAAGAGGCCCUCUUUGACAUGGAUGAGGACCUGCCGACAGGUCAGCCCCCCAGUUUGGGAGUCAUGGCACACCCGGUGGCCGAGAGGCUCGAUUCGCUCAUGACCAUGUUGUUGGCGUACAUCAAGGACCUCUGCCAUGUCAACGGUGCUCUGCAUACAGACAGAACCAAGGAACUGUACCGGGACUUGUUGGAUGUGUUUGACAAGCUCAUCUUACCCACACAUGCCUCGUGUCACAUCCAGUACAUGCUCUUUUACCUCUGCAGCUUCAGACUGGCCCUAGCUGAGGCUUUCCUGGAGCACUUGUGGAAGAUUCUGCAGAGUCCAUCACAGCCUGCUGUCCUCCGCCAGGCUGCAGCGGGGUACAUGGGAAGCUUCCUUGCCAGAGCCAAGUUCAUUCCUGUGCUCACGGUGCGAGCGUGUUUGGAUCUGCUCAUCUCGUGGAUUCACCGCUAUAUUGAUGGCCAGGACAGUAAAGGUGGGCAGGCCUGCUGCGACAUCAGCCUGCACGGACCAUUCUACACUGCCUGCCAGGCUAUCUUUUACACAUUGAUUUUCAGACAUGGAGCCAUUCUGGCGGGCAACAUGAAGAAAGGCUUGGAGUACCUGCAAAGUUUGAACCUGGAGAGGGUGGUCAUGUGUCAAAUGAACCCGCUUAAAGUGUGUCUCCCUGCGGUCACAAACAUGUUUGCAGCCAUCACCAGGAAAUAUCAGGUGGUGUUCUGCUACACCAUUAUCGAGAGAAACAGCCGCUACAUGCUGCCCGUGGUGCACAGCUCAGCUGGAGGCGACAGCGUGACCACGAACACCAACCCCCUGGACAGCUUCUUUCCCUUUGACCCCUACCUGCUGAAAAGGUCUGGGAAGUUCAUUGAGCCCCUCUAUCAGGCAUGGGAGGAGCCAGCAGACUCGGAGCUGAUCGCCAAUAAAACAGUCCACCAGGGCUCGAAAGAGGAUGACUUCGACUUCCUGUGUGGAGAGACGCCCCAGGGUGAUGGCAUUGUCGGAAUGACACCCAACUCCUUGGACUCAAACCCCAGUAUCGGCUCACCCACCGUCUCUUUCCAGAGACAUUGCUAGUGCUGCAUCACCGACUCUUGGCUGGACCAGGCCGUACUAUUAUUCAAGGACAAAUGACUUGUUUUGGUUUUAAAAUGGUGUAUGUAUGCAAGUCUCCCACUGCUAUUGCAUCCGAAGAAGUCAUUAAGGUAAAAAAAAAAUAUGCACAAAACGAUGGCCUUGUUUUUGGAGUAAUAGACUUCUGAUUUGUAUAUGAAUCAUCAGACAGUCCAGUUCUCAGUUAUUCCUUUAUUAUAAAACUGUUAACAGAAAGAAUAUGAGGCCACAACAAAGAUUCAGUCUGGUUGAAUGACAGGAAAAUGACAAUAUCGGUUUCUACUUUAUGUGCAUUGUUCAUAGAAAUAGCCAGAAGCAUGAUGGAAGGCUGUUGAGACUCUUGACGACCAACAACACGAUUACACAACAGGAGCUAUGUCAGCGAUUUCCUUAUUGUACAACAAUGUCACCUCACCACAUACCGUGAUGUUGACUGAACAAACGAUGCCCUUGUUGGUCUUGUGUACCAACGCUAACGCUUGCGCCGCUCCAAUUCACAUGGGGAGAAAGAUGUAAAACAAUGGGACAGGGGGGGGUCAAGGUUUUAGUACUUUUUCUUAGCUGGUCAUAACAGAGGAAGCAGAUGAGGCCGUGCUAUUAUGGAGUCUCAUGGAUUUCGAUUGUCCUUUACAUGCGAUGGGAUGUGUUUGUUGAAAGGGUAGAAAAUAGGUCAGAAAGAAAUAUUGAGUCUGUAACAUCUGUUUGUUGGGGUCAUGCUUCAACAUAAGUUUAAACAAGAUGUCCAUCAAAAGUCCGGAGAAGGGGAGAUGCAUCAAGUUUUGGUUGAGUCCAUCUGCAGAAGCCAUACUGGAAACUAAGGAUGUCUAAUUGGAUGGAUACUUGUGAGCUUUGGCAUUAAAUGAUUGCGUUCCGUCUGGCACUAGGA